AUGGCGCCUCUGCUCCUGCUCUUCCUCCUCGGCGGCCUCUGCGCCCUCUUCUCCCUCGCCUCCUCCUCCUCGCGCGGCGCCAAGAAGUGCUGCGACGUCGACGGCGAGAAGUCCAAGAGUAACAACCACGGCGAGCAAGAAGCCAAGGCCAGCAAGGCGGAGGAGAGGGAGGAGCGGCCGGCGCCGGCGGACCGGGAGGCAGACCUGGGGAUCGUGUUCUCGACGUUCGACCACGACGGCGACGGCUUCAUCACGGCGGGGGAGCUGGAGGAGUCGCUGAAGCGGCUGGGCAUCGCCGUGUCCGCCGCCGAGGCGGCCGCCAUGGUGGCCCGCGUCGACGCCAACAGCGACGGCCUCAUCGACAUCCACGAGUUCCGCGAGCUCUACGACUCCAUCCCCAAGAAGCGCAAGGCCUCGCUGCUCCCCGCCUCCGCCGGCGCGGCCGACGGGGCCGAGGGGGAGGAGGAGGACGACGACGAGGAGGGGGAGGAGAUGGACCUCAAGGAGGCGUUCGACGUGUUCGACGGCAACAAGGACGGGCUCAUCUCCGCCGAGGAGCUGGGCACCGUGCUGGGCUCCCUCGGCCUGCGCGGCCGCCCCGCCGCCGCCGAGUGCCGCGACAUGAUACGCCUCGUUGACAGCGACGGCGACGGCAUGGUCAACUUCGAGGAGUUCAAGCGCAUGAUGGCCGUCGUCAAGGCCUAG
Molecule: messenger RNA, 705 nt
Organism: Triticum turgidum subsp. durum (durum wheat)
Lineage: Eukaryota; Viridiplantae; Streptophyta; Magnoliopsida; Poales; Poaceae
Source: the annotation of a GenBank genome assembly